This is a messenger RNA of Morone saxatilis (striped sea-bass), 1761 nucleotides long. RefSeq names its product 5'-nucleotidase, cytosolic IIa (gene nt5c2a). Gene Ontology annotation, molecular function: 5'-nucleotidase activity. NCBI's taxonomy places the organism in Eukaryota, Metazoa, Chordata, Actinopteri, Moronidae. The record is from RefSeq and is a predicted model, not a curated record.
GUCGCGUUAAAGAUGCCAACUGCCGUGAAAGUUCAGAGAAGAAGCAGAAGAAGGGGAAGCCACAAUAAAGACGAGGUGAACUCUUGCUGACUGCACGUCGGUCUGUAAAUCCGUGCUUUAGCAUGCUGAGGGUCUGUUCAGGGUAUUGUCUCAUCAGGUCACACCCUCCCUUCUCUUCCCAGAAACAGUUCUAACGGUUCAAGAUGACGACUUCAUGGAGCGACCGUCUGCAGAACUAUGCCGACCUUCCAGCCAACAUGGAUGGCGUGGCCAUGAAGAAGUAUCGACGUGAAGCUCACCACAGAGUGUUUGUCAACCGGAGCUUGGCCAUGGAGAAGAUCAAGUGCUUUGGGUUUGAUAUGGAUUACACUCUGGCAGUGUAUAAAUCUCCUGAGUACGAGUCGCUGGGCUUCGACUUGACAGUGGAGCGCCUGGUGUCCAUUGGAUAUCCUCAAGAGCUGCUCAACUUUGUCUACGACCCCUCCUUCCCCACCAGAGGUCUGGUGUUUGACACAAUGUAUGGCAACCUGCUCAAAGUGGACGCCUAUGGGAACAUCCUGGUGUGUGUGCACGGAUUCAACUUCUUGAGGGGGCCUGACAUCAGAGAGAUGUACCCCAACAAAUUUAUUCAACGUGGAGACACAGACCGCUUCUACAUCCUCAACACACUCUUUAACCUGCCUGAAACCUACCUCUUUGCCUGCCUGGUUGAUUUCUUCAGUAACUGCUCCAGAUACACAAGUUGUGAGACUGGCUUCAAAGACGGCGACCUUUUCAUGUCCUACAAGAGCAUGUUCCAGGACGUCCGAGACGGCGUGGACUGGGUUCAUUUCAAGGGCUCCUUAAAAGAAAAGACGGUUGAAAACCUAGAGAAGUAUGUGGUAAAGGAUCUGAAGCUUCCUCUUCUCCUCAGUCGCAUGAAUGAAGUAGCCAAAGUAUUUCUGGCCACCAACAGUGAUUACAAAUACACAGAGAAAAUAAUGACCUACCUGUUUGACUUUCCUCACGGCCCAAAGCCAUAUUUGAGGAACUUCAGUCUCUGGAAUGCUUCCUCGCAGAGCUUUACAAGCAUCUGGACAGCAGCAGCAAUGAGAGGCCGGACAUCAGCUCACUGCAGAGACGGAUUAAGAAAGUGACCCACGACAUGGACAUGUGCUACGGCAUGAUGGGAAGCCUGUUCCGCAGCGGAUCCCGACAGACGCUGUUUGCCUCCCAAGUGAUGCGUUAUGCCGACCUGUACGCCGCCUCCUUCAUCAACCUGCUCUACUACCCCUUCAGCUAUCUGUUCAGAGCGGCACAUGUGCUGAUGCCCCACGAGUCAACGGUGGAGCACACCCACGUCAGCAUCAUCGACACGGAGUCACCGUUGGCCACGAGGAACCGCCACGACCUCGACCUUAAAGAGAUGGAGUGCAAACGGCACCAGCUGACCCGGUCCAUCAGCGAGAUCCAGCCCCCCCACUUCUUCCCCCAGCCUCCGCAGGAGAUCACCCACUGCCAUGACGAGGAUGAUGACGAGGAGGAAGAGGAGGAGGAGGAGUAGAGUCUGCAGAUGCUCUCACAUCCAGUACAUCCUGUUUUCAUGUUUUAAGAUGAGCUUUUCUUUGAUGACUAUAGGCCUGUGGCAGCAGAGCCUGGUCGUCAGAUCCUCCUUCGGACCCGGCCUUGAUAUGAACUACUGUACGUGGGAUGGUGAGAUUGAAAAUGAUGAGGAAGUGAAAGAGCAGAACUGUCUCACUCAGAUAGAGCGGCUGGUGGGUG